AUGGAAAUUAUCGCAACCACAAGGAACACGUCCGGAGCGUCCACUUCCAAUGCUACUCAUCCGACCGAGUGGAGCUUAGAGAGUUUCUUACAGCAUCACCCAUUCAAAUUCAAUGGAAAGUGCCUUCUUGAUGAGGCAGAUCAAUGGCUGCGCGACAUGGAAAGAAUCUACAAUGCCAAAAGGUGUCCGGACGACAAUCGUUUGACAUUCACUGAGUAUCUGCUAACUGGGGAAGCCAGUCAUUGGUGGACGAGUAUGAAGGCGAUAUUAGCGGACGCUCAAAGUCCCAUUUCAUGGGAAGUAUUCAGAAGUAAGUUUUAUGAAGAAUACUUCCCAGAUAGCGUUCGUUUUGCCAAAGAAGUAGAGUUUCUCCAGUUGGUUCAAGGUGGAAUGUCCGUGUCAGAAUACACCAACAAAUUCAAACACUUGGUGAGAUUUAACACUAUGGCGACCAGUGAAGAAUGA
Messenger RNA from Vigna angularis (adzuki bean), 465 nucleotides. RefSeq lists its product as uncharacterized. The record is from RefSeq and is a predicted model, not a curated record. NCBI's taxonomy places the organism in Eukaryota, Viridiplantae, Streptophyta, Magnoliopsida, Fabales, Fabaceae. The transcript has a single exon. Bases 1 to 465 code for a protein of 154 amino acids.